This is a messenger RNA of Cajanus cajan (pigeon pea), 1034 nucleotides long. RefSeq names its product chromosome-associated kinesin. Lineage: Eukaryota; Viridiplantae; Streptophyta; Magnoliopsida; Fabales; Fabaceae. The record is from RefSeq and is a predicted model, not a curated record.
AAAAGAAUAGUGUUCGUAAGGUAUUCAUUCUCGUUGUUUAUUCGGCAUUUAAUUGGUAUUGGUAUAUAUACUGAUAUACACAUAAUCCGUGACGGCCACCGAAGGCAGUGCAGUGCAACCAUGGAAAAGGCAGAUUCGUCGUCCUCUUCAGACGGAGACGCGUCCUCAGAAGCCGCACCGUCAUCGUUGGUGUCCAUUGCGGAGAAUCUUCAACGUUCCGCCAUUCAAUCUGCUCGAAAUGUGCAACAUAGCUCUUCAACUCAUUUCCGUGCCUUUCAGGAUUUUUUACCAGAAGCAGUAUCACAGUAUAGAACAUAUGAAGAUGCCUUCUUCAACAAAGUUAAAGAUGGAUUGUUGACUGCAAAGGAAUAUCCAGCUUUAGGUGCUGGUUUAGCUAUUUCUGCUGCCCUUCUGGCCAUGCGAGCUCCAAGAAGAUUUCUGUUUCGUCAUACAUUUGGUCGAUUUCAGAGUGAGGAGACACGAUAUGCUAGAACUGAGAAAAAUGUAAAGGACUUGAACCUUUCACUGGAUUUACUGAGGAAGGAAAGUGUGAAAUUGCUUCAAAGGACAGCUCUUGCUGAGAAAGAAAUGAAAUAUGGGCAUACCGAACUAGUGGGCGCUGGAACCCAAUUUCAACAGCUGGCAAAAUCAGCAUACAAGGUUGAAACCCGAGCUGCUGAUUUGCUAGACAAGCUGCGGUAUAUACCAAGUCGUGAGUCACUGGCACUUCGAGCUGAGGUUGCUUCUAUGGCUUCAACUUUGAACCGGCAGCGAUCUGCGCUGAACAAACGGAUAGUGAAGAUCAACGAGUUAGGGGUUCCUGUGUGAAUGAAUUAAUAGACAGUUUGUGGACCUUCUCUUGAUGUACACCCAUCACCCCAGUUUUCUUGAAUAAAUCCUCUUAAUGCAGACCCAUGUCCCGGGACAUCUUUUUGUUUUCAAUUAUUCACAAUAUUUUGUGCAAUUUACUAUUUUUAACGAUAAAACAAAUUAUGUACUAUUAUUUUACAUUAAUAUCUCACUUUAUUUCUUUU